Molecule: messenger RNA, 860 nt
Organism: Fukomys damarensis (Damara mole-rat)
Lineage: Eukaryota; Metazoa; Chordata; Mammalia; Rodentia; Bathyergidae
Gene: Rps6
Product: ribosomal protein S6
Exons: 6
Coding region: 75-824 (249 amino acids)
Biological process (GO): translation
Cellular component (GO): ribosome
Molecular function (GO): structural constituent of ribosome
Source: RefSeq, a predicted model, not a curated record
CGCUAUGUGGCCGGGGCCGAGCGGAAGUUGGGCCUCUUUUUCGUGGCGCCUAGAGGGCGGUCGGUAUCCUGGAGAUGAAGCUGAACAUCUCCUUCCCAGCCACCGGCUGCCAGAAACUCAUCGAGGUGGACGAUGAGCGCAAACUCCGCACUUUCUACGAGAAGCGGAUGGCCACAGAAGUUGCUGCCGACGCUCUGGGCGAAGAGUGGAAGGGUUACGUGGUCCGAAUCAGUGGUGGGAACGACAAACAAGGUUUCCCCAUGAAGCAGGGGGUCUUGACGCACGGCCGAGUGCGCCUGCUGCUGAGUAAGGGGCAUUCCUGUUACCGGCCCAGGAGAACCGGCGAGAGGAAGCGCAAAUCCGUUCGGGGCUGCAUUGUGGAUGCCAAUCUGAGCGUUCUGAAUUUGGUUAUCGUAAAAAAAGGGGAGAAGGAUAUUCCUGGAUUGACUGAUACUACUGUGCCUCGCCGCCUGGGGCCCAAAAGAGCAAGCAGAAUUCGCAAACUUUUCAAUCUCUCCAAAGAAGAUGAUGUCCGCCAGUACGUCGUCAGAAAGCCGUUAAACAAGGAAGGUAAGAAACCCAGGACCAAAGCCCCUAAGAUUCAGCGUCUUGUUACUCCACGUGUCCUUCAACACAAACGCCGCCGUAUCGCUCUGAAGAAGCAGCGUACCAAGAAAAACAAGGAAGAGGCUGCAGAAUAUGCUAAACUUUUGGCCAAGAGAAUGAAGGAAGCCAAAGAAAAACGCCAGGAACAAAUCGCCAAGAGGCGCAGGCUGUCCUCUCUGAGAGCUUCUACUUCCAAGUCUGAGUCCAGUCAAAAAUAAGGAUGUUUAAAUAACAAAUAAAUUAAUCUGACCUCA